CUCACUCUGAUAGCAAUUAGUGCCUCAAUUCUCUGCAUUUCAGCUGGCCUUGUUUGACUCCCAGUUCCGGUUUGUAGGCUUCUGAUGCUGCUGUGCGUUUGGGUCUGUAAUUAGCUGGGCAUUUGACUUCUACCUUGGUGCUGAAUGAAGUUGCUGGUGCAGUACUAACUUCAGGCAGGUCUGUAGCUACUGUGCCAGCACCUCCCAGGUCAGUAGUAGCAGUGCUCUGUGCCUGGCUCCCAGGCGCUCACCGUGACGUGCUGUGCCUGCAGCAGCGAUGCUCACGCUGUCCCUGGCUGUGCUGGGGCUGCAGGCAGCGCCUGGGCUCGCUGCUCCGGGCACAUAUGGCCGUGUCGGGGCACACCGCAGUGCUGGCAGAAAGGUCACCAGCAUCAGACCUCAACGUGGCAUUGCAUGAGUGCAUGGCAGCUCUGGAUUUAUUUCUUAGCAACAAGUUCUCAGAUGCUUUGGCUUCUUUACAAGCAAAAACUAAAGAUAGUAUGUAUCAUGCACUGACUUACGCCACUAUACUGGAAAUGCAAGCUAUGAUGACAUUUGAUCCUCAGGACAUAAUGAAUGCAGGAAACACCAUGAAAGAAGCUCAAGCCACCUGUCAAAAAUUUAGGAAGAAAUCUACAGUAGCUGAUUCCAUCAACAAUCUUGUGCAUAGACAAAGCCUUGAAAACUUUACUGAAGAGGAAAUCCAUGCAGAAAUUUGCUAUGCUGAAUGUUUACUUCAAAGAGCAGCACUCACAUUCCUCCAGGAUGAGAAUAUGGUUAGCUUCAUAAAAGGAGGCAUCAAAGUCAGAAACAGUUACCAAACAUACAGCUGCAGCUUUUUUUGGAACAUCAAAAACCUGUGGGUGAAGCGUGAGUAAUUCCAUUAAAAAGGCAUGAAACAAAAAAUUAAGAGAAAAUAAACUGAAGAGC
Meleagris gallopavo (turkey) is the source of this 930-nucleotide messenger RNA. NCBI's taxonomy places the organism in Eukaryota, Metazoa, Chordata, Aves, Galliformes, Phasianidae. The record is from RefSeq and is a predicted model, not a curated record.